Messenger RNA from Protopolystoma xenopodis, 486 nucleotides. Lineage: Eukaryota; Metazoa; Platyhelminthes; Monogenea; Polystomatidea; Polystomatidae. The record is from the annotation of a GenBank genome assembly.
AUGAAUACUUGAGGACUAGGCUUGGAGUGGUACGUCCAGCACUGGAGUCACACUCUCCUGCGCCGCCUUCUUCGUCUUCGACACCUUUUCCAGACCCAACUAUCCCCGUCUCUGACCGCCCGAAUCUUCACCUCCCCCCCCACCACCUCGGUUUUGGCUGUCCUCCGGCGAGCAGCUUGUCCGCUUGACGGUGACGGCGAUGAAACCAGCGAAGCAUACUCUCCCGGCAGCCCUCAAUCGUCAUCUUCACUUCUCCAGCCGGCCCUACUCUGCCUACACACACCACAAGCCGGCCCAGCCUGCCUCCCCACCAAUCUUUCAGCUGCCUCAUCUGCCUCCUCAUUGCCCUCUGUCCUGAUCUCUUCUCCCUGCCCCUCCUCAUUCUCCUCCUCUUCAGCCUCCUGCACGACCUCGCCUCCGACUCCAGCCUCGGUGCCAUAUAAGACCAAUCAGAUGUCUGCUUGCCAUGUGCCCGAAUCCCUUUAG